UACCGGCGACAACAGCGCAGGAAACCCGCGAAAACAUGUUCUGGCACGAAAAACAAGUGCAGACGUGACGAAGCGAACAAAAACUAAGCCUGCCAGUCUGCCUUCAACACAAGAAUGCCAGUGAUCAAAUGUAAAGGGGUCAGUAUCGAGUUCCCCUUUGACCCCUAUGACUGCCAGCAAGAUUACAUGAACAAGGUUGUGGAAUGUCUGCAAUCCGGUAAGAAUGGCAUUCUGGAGAGCCCCACGGGUACAGGCAAGACCCUGUGCCUCCUGUGCUCUGCUCUGGCCUGGAGGAACACCUACAUCUCCCAGCAAGAGUUGGGCCGAUGCCUGCAGGGGGACGGAGGGGGUGGGGGACAGGGGGACGGAGGGGGCUUCAGGCAGAAACUGGCUGCCGAGCUGAAGGAAGGAGCAGGGACCUGGGCCGAUGGACAAGAAGGAAUGUUUGUUGAUCGUCCCAGGAUAAUCUACGCCUCCAGGACUCACUCCCAGCUAUCGCAGGCCGUUGAUCAAUUGAAGGAUACAGCAUACAGGCCACGAGUGGCGGUCAUUGGGUCAAGAGAACAGCUGUGUAUUCACCCAGAUGUGCAGAAGGCAGAAAGCAACUCAGUAAAGGUUCACAUGUGCAGGGCCAAAGUCGACAGUAGAAUGUGCCACUUCUACAAUAGUCUCGACCAGAAAAAAGCCGACAAGGCAUUUACAGACAAUAUCCUGGACAUCGAAGACCUUGUGAAACUCGGAAACACUCACAAAGUAUGUCCUUACUACAUGGCGCGUGAGUUGAAGACCAACGCGGACAUCGUAUUCAUGCCUUAUAACUACCUCCUAGAUUCCAAGGCGCGACGCAUCCAUGGUGUCGAGCUGCAGGGCAACGUCGUCAUCUUUGAUGAGGCACACAAUGUCGAGAGGAUGUGUGAGGAGAGCGCGUCUUUUGACCUGACCUCGUUUGACCUGGCCUCCUGCGUGGAGGAGACGGAUCACCUACUGAAGAAGACCGUGGAAGUGGAGAUGUGCAACCAGCAAUUCAGAGCGGCUGAUGCUGGUGGAGAGGGUGAAUUUGAUGCAUCUGCACUAGCUACUUUGAAGAAAUUGUUCCUAGAUCUUGAGAAUGAAAUCAACAGUAUGAACCCACCCGAAGCAGGCAUCACUAAGCCAGGAAGUUUCAUCUACGAGUUGUUUGCCAAGGUGCGCAUCACCUUCGACACCAAAGUGGAACUUCUGCAGCUCCUGGAGAAGAUCGUCUCGCAUCUAACCACAAGUUCAACUGCAUUCCACAACAAAGCAGCAGGUCUCCAAAAAUUCUGUGACGUCAUUAAUAUUGUUUUCAACAAAGACACUCCUUCGGGAUCGGUGUCCGAAGCAAGUAGGUGCUACAAGGUCCACGUCAGAGCCUCUGCCCCUCAGAAGAAAUCGGGACGCACGGAUUUGUGGACAAGCAACAACCCGGCAAAAGCCAAGAAACAAGGCUACACUUUAAGCUACUGGUGUUUCAGUCCUGGUUUCAGCAUGAAGGAUCUAGUGUCUCAGGGAGUUCGGAGCAUCAUCUUGACCAGCGGCACCCUGUCGCCUCUCAACUCGUUCAAGUCGGAGCUCCAAAUUGAUUUCCCGAUCCAGUUGGAGAACCCUCACGUAAUCUCCAGAAACCAGAUGACCGUGGCCGUCAUGACCAAAGGGCCCGACGGCACAGUACUUAAUUCCUCCUACAACACGAGGUUCAACCGAGACUAUGUCAUGUCACUAGGAAAUGCAAUCGUGAACUUUUCCCGUCUGGUACCCAAUGGGCUCCUUGUGUUUUUCCCCUCCUAUCCCGUGAUGAACCAUGCUCUUGAUCAAUGGCAGGAAUCAGGGAUCCAGCAUCGCAUCACUCAGUACAAGGAAGUCUUUGUGGAACCGAAGGGGAAAGUGAACUUCAUAGCGACGAUUGAAUCUUUCUAUGAGAAGAUAAACGAUCCCAAGCUGAAUGGAGCCUGCUUCUUUGCCGUUUGCAGAGGAAAGGUAUCUGAGGGUUUAGAUUUUGCGGACAUCAAUGGUAGAGCGGUGGUCAUCACCGGCCUCCCAUUCCCACCAAGAAUGGAUCCGAAGAUCGUCCUGAAGAUGCAGUAUCUGGACGAGACCAGAAGAAGAAAUCAUAGCUCUCUGAGUGGCCAGGACUGGUAUCGUCAGCAAGCCUCACGAGCUGUCAAUCAGGCCAUAGGCCGGGUCAUUCGACACAAGGAAGACUUCGGUGCCAUCCUUCUCUGCGACACGAGGUUUUCCAACCGUGAAGCCAGGAACCAGCUUCCUUCCUGGGUACGCCCCUACGUCAAUGUCUACGACCAGUUUGGGAAAGGCGUGAAAGACUUGACAAACUUCUUCAAGGAGACAGAAAGAACGAUGCCCAAACCUCAGCCCAAGCAAGCCCGUUCCUCAGCCCCUGUUCGUAUCGAUCAAGCCCAGUGCGGACAGCAAUAUAUCGCAACGUCAUCGUCAUCUUCUGCUCCUCCGACUAAAGCUAAAUACAUCGACACACACGUCCCGAGUCUCAAGAGGAAUCGAGAUGGGAGUCACGUUUCGGAGGCACAGUUGAAGAUCAUGUAUGAAGACUCACGCCCCAAGCCGGCCAAGAAGAGUGCAGGCCUACUCAAUGCACUCAGCAGUGUGGAGAACACCCCAGAAGAGGAAGAAGAUGGCUUCCUUUCCCAGAGAAGCAGCCAGUCCAACAGCCAGCAAACAAAGCUCAUCAGACGACUCGAUCAGCAGAAGAAGAAAAAGAAGAUUGUCAUUAAACAACAAAAUGGAUUAGAUUCAGUUGACAAGACGUUGGAAGCACCCCAGCCAGCUGUGGCUGGCAAACCAGAGAUCAAGGGUAAAGAAGGCAACGUCAGCCUUGCAUCUGCUCAGGACUACAUUGCUCAGGUAAAGAAGACACUGAGUCAGGAUUCGUACAAGACGUUUUCCGGCAUCAUGCAGAAGUAUAAAAAGACUGACAACUUUUCAGAGAUGGUGGCAGGCAUCGCUGACCUCUUCACGGAAGAUGAGUCCAAAUACCCCCUCUUCAGAAAUUUCUACACGUUUGCUCGUCCUCAUCACAAGAAGCAGUUCCACUCUCUCUGCCUAAGUCUCACCGGCCAAGGAUGCGGCUACAAACCAGAGCACAGCAUCCCCCAAAAGAAGAUGGAGAAACAAAAACCUACCAACCUGAUCUCAUCAACAGAUAAAAGCAAAUCCAGUCUACCAGAGAAAACUUUUCAGCAGAAUGGGCCAAUCUCUUGCCAAGGCAUGACCACCGGAAAAGCCGGUAACCCUACAAAGAGACACAAGCCUGAUAGCCUCGACCUCGACAAAACUUCAGCCGAAAAAGACAGAGCUGAAUCUCACCAUUCUGAGCUCCAGACAGAAACUAUGCCAAGGAAGGGUUUACUUAGAGAUGGUUCCCUUUCAGGAGCACAUAGUUUCCAGCUUCAUCCAAAACGUGGAGUCACGGCAGAAUCCUCAGUUGACCCAGACAAGCCAGCUGCAAAGGGUCCAGUUCAGAGCCUGGUCAAAUCUGCUAUUUUGUCCAAGAAAGACUCAAGAAGUAUUCAAAUGGAUGCUGAACGGAGCAGUGCCUCACAGCUUGAAGCAGACAAGAGCACUGUCAACUCAGAUGAUGUCCUGGAGAAUGUUGGCCCCGCUGUCGAUGGAGAGUCGGUGAGAACUGGUGCGCUGGUGUGUACCUUCAAGAAACCACUUGAAAACAAACCGAUGUCUUCACGUCAAGAGGAAAGGUCAAGCAAAACAAGGUGUCAAGAAGAAAAAUCAUGUGACGGUCGAGCAAAGGAGGAGAUGCUUGGAGAUGAUAAGAGUGUAACCAAGAGCUCUGACAGAGCACCCUCUAAAGCUGUUAGCAUCUCUGAGAGAAGACCUUGUCCAGAAGAAUACUCAGGGGAAAAGGGACUUGGCAGCCAGGUUAGGAAGAGGAGUGACAGUUUGGAUUCCCGCAAGAGCUCCAACAGAGAUUGUGAAGUCACAAGCUCACAGUCUCAGGCCGCUGCCGCAUUCAAUCCUCACUCAUCUACUAGCAAUCCCACUGCUGCCACCAUAAAGCUGUCUUCCCAGACCUUGGAUGGUCCUGAGCAACCCCAACCAGUAACACAUACAGAUUCAUCAAGAAGCAAACCAGAACAAACACUACACAAGGAUGAUCCUUGUUAUUCUGAAGAGCCAAAGGAUGAAUUUAGAGACUCUCUAGGAGACGAAGAGGAACCCAUGUCCUUAGAAUCUAGCAUGGAUGAAGACGUCAUCCUUAAUGCGAGUGAGGAGCUCUUCGAUGAUACUUUUAAUACAUCUGACCCUGUGACAGGAAAAACGGAUGUUCUUCUUGGGAAUGAAACAGCCAGUAGGACAAAUUUAGGAACGGAUGCUAACCCUUCGCUUGGAGAAAAAGAAUCAGUUAAGAUAUGCAAUCAGCCAGGGCAUGAUCAACCUGUCACACAAGGACCCAACAGGUUGAGAAUUCAGAAGAUGGUUGAUCACGUGAAAAGGAGCAUCAGUAAUGUUGGCAGUCCGAAAAAACAGAUGCACAGUGUGAAAACUGAUACUUGUUUCUCGUCUCCAGUGAAGGAUGCAAGGAUUAAGUCAUCGUCGAAUGAGCAGGCAGAAUCAACUGAAACACAUCUUGAGAAACAGAGCAGGGAAAUUGAACCAGAAGCAAACCGGACCAUAACUGGGAAAGAAACAGCUUCCAAGACCUGUGUUCAUGUGGAGAAGCAUCAUUCACAAGAAAUAGUUUCACAGAUUUCAGAAAAGUUGAUAAACAGUCAUAAAAUAGGCGACAUGACUGAGCAAUCUUUAACAAAAGAAAAUGAAAAUCGUACCCUACAUAGAAAGAAAAUAAAAUCCUGCAGUAGUUCCAAGACGAAAUUGAGCGGGUCACAGGACGACUUCAAGUCACCAUCCAGGACCAAGUCAAGCAAAAAGAUCAAUUCCCAGAGAAGUCCUUCAAAGCUGAGCAGGAAAAGACAAGCUGAGAACUGUCCAGAAAUCACUCACAAGAAAAAGCUUAAAGAAGAUGAAACAAAAUCAAAGAAACUAAUUUCAGAGCACUUUGAUGAGGAACACUCGGAUCCUAAGGAGGGAGAAGAAAGUAUCCAAGAAGAUGUAGAUUGCAAAAAGCUGAGAACCCCUCACAAGAAAUUAAAGAAGCUGUCAAAAUUAAACUCGGAGUGCAAAAGUACCACCUCUUCUCCAAGUCAGUCGGUGGAUUUCCAGCGGCAAGCAGGGACACCAAAAUCAAAGAAAGAAAAGCUCAACAAAAAGAAGAGCAGUAAGUUGGUUGAUUCUUCGGACAGUAAGCACACUCCAGCGACAUCGACGAAGGUCCAGAAAGGACCCAAUGGCUCCCAAAGCAGAACAUCUCGUUACGACAGUGAUGCAGAGAGCAAGGAGAAAUCUCUAGAGAAGCGUCCAGCAGAGGUCGAAGACAACAGCAAAGUGGUGUCCAAAGAGUCUUUCCUGGGGGAAUCAGCGAGCUCAAGUCACUCCAAGAGAACUGGAGACUGUGCUUUAUGCAAGAAGACUGCCUGGCCAGCCUACCGAGGUCCCUGCGGUCAUGUAUCCUGUCAGACAUGCUGGCAGGCAUACAUCAGGGAGUUUCAUGAAUGUCCCGCUUGUGGUUCACAUACCGAGGAAAAACAUCUCGUAGCAGUUUGAUGGAGGAGAAAAGACAAUAAUACGUGCAGUUGAAGCCUUUUAGGUAAGCGUGGAGAACUUAUCAAAGAUACUUAAAACGGCAAUUUAUUCAGGCGUAUUUAAGUUAAACCCGGUGAGAAAGAUGUGAAGGUUUUUGGUCAGGAUCACAUAAUAAUUUUAUUGGUUAUAGUCACUGUAAACGUGCGAUGAUAUUUUUGUCAAUUUCUCAUUCCUUGAUUUGUUAUUGAUACUGGUAACAAAAACUGUUACCCAAUUUUCCAAACUCUGCCAAAAAUUGACGUACAUUGGUGUAUCAUUAGUGGGCUUAAGGUUUAAAUGGCAAGACUUUUUUUUUUUGAAGAAUUAAUGAAAUAAUUUGAUAUUUAUUCACACAAAAUACAUUAUAUCAAAGGUUGGGAGAAUGCGUAACAGCUGUUUAAUCAAAAUUGUCGCAAUUUUUGUUUUCAUUUCAUGGAUUUAUCAUGCAUUUAAAACAACCAUUAUCUUGUGUACACAAAUAAUUCCAUGGAGUUCUCUUUUAAUGAGUUGAUAAGGUGUUUUUUUUUCUUCUGAAGCGUACCGGUAUUAAAUUAGAAUAAUGUUAUCAUGUUUACGUGUAAAUUCCAAAGUUAUAAAUUAUGAAUUCAAAAUUCAUUUUAUGCAGGUAAUAUUUGUAAAUUUUGUGCUAUGGUUUGGAAAGAAUUUGAAAGCCUUAUUAUGUAACUCGAAUGAAGCUACAUUGUUUAGUUAUAAAUAUGCAAAAUAUUUUAUUUUGGUGCCGACAAAAAAAUUGUUAACAGUACUUGUAAACAUGUAUUAUGCAUUAAGCAAGGUAAUGACCAUUUAAGCUGAACAAAUGCUCGAACGGGCAUUCAUGGAAAAGGUACGGAAAGUCAUGGAAUUUCUCCUAUAUGACUGCAAGACAAAAUUCAGGAUUUGUAAUAUCCCGGUGGUUAAUCUUUUGGCAGAUAAUCCCCUGGAUAAUUUUUCCCCGGAUGGUAAUCCAUAGACUUGUAAUCCAAAAGCUGAUUGUCAACAAGCUUGAUAGUCAACAGGCUGAUGGUCCACAGGUUUGUUGUAAAAGGGUUAUUAAUAUGAAUGAGGGUAAACUCUGGCCAGAUAAUCCUUUCUAGGAGGUGGUAAUCCGUCCCCAGCUGGCAAUCCGCAGGCUGACAAUUUUACAUGCUGAUAAUUUAUAUGCUUGCAAUCUUCAGGAUAUUAACCUCAAUCUGUUUUACGGCUGAUAAUCCCUUAGAACAAGUUUUCUUCAGGCUGGUCAAAGGCAGUAAUCCCUCAGGUGUGUUGUAGAAGGGCUGUUAAUCCAUGGUUGUUAAACUCUGGACAGAUAAUCCUAGGCUGAUAAUCCCCACAUGAGGCUCGCAGUUUGCAGGCUGGCAAUUUACAGGCUUUCAGUCUUCAUCUCAAUCUCCAGUUCGUUCAUCUCUUGGGAGAUAAACCAUUCCCAAGGAUGCUAAUCCACAGGAUAAACCAUUCCCAAGCAUGCUAAUCCACAGGAUAAACCAUUCCCAAGGAUGCUAAUCCACAGGCUUGGUAAUCCAAUGUUCUUAAUCAGGUUCUUAAUCUCUGGGUUGAUAAUCUCCAUGCUGCUAGUUCUCAGGCCAAAAGUCCCAAGGCUCAAUAACCAUGCAGCUGGUUAAUCUCUUGGAUUAUCCCAAAGCUAAUCCACAGGCUGCUAAUCCACUGGCUUGUCGUAUCAGGGAUCUUAAUCCAAACGUUGUUAAACUCUGGCCUGGUAAUCCAUAGGCUGACUACCUCCAGGCUGAUGAUCCGCAGUCUGGUAAUCCCCAAGCAGAUAAAUCCCAGGAUUACCAGCACUGGAAUCCGUACAGCUCGAGUCCAGGGAGACGAUCUCAUCGAGAGCAGCGUCAGUCGACGAGGCCCGACGGCUGGGCUCGCUGGCUAGGCUAGGGGUAGCCGCUGUGACUUGUAUCAUAGGAGCAUGGGGUUGGGUGAGCCCCAGCCAUGCAUUUGUGCCGUAGCCAUGUCCUGCAGUCAUGGUACAUGAAGUGAUGAGCGUUGCUGGAUCAAGAAGAGAGGAGGGAAAAGGGCAAAGCUUAUUAAAGUACGCAAAAUUCUAUUCAAUUGCUCAGAAUGGCUAUUCACUGGAAGUCUUAAUGCAUCUCAUCUGUCUACCCAAUGGGCUAGAUGUAGCUCAUUCAUUGACGCUACCAGAAGAGUAACAAGUGACGGGGAGUCAGUCGGUCAGGGAGUCAGUCAGUCAGUGGGAUAGGUACGAAGAGGACUCUACGCUGGCUCUCCGGUACCAGCACAAAGUUGUGUUAGUGACUGAUUUGGGGCGCCUGUGGAAAAUAAAAAUGGAAUGAAUUUAUAGUCCAGUUCUGUUAAUGAGUACACAAGCACGUGUAUACGCCAUUUUGAAAAAUAAAAGGAUGCAAGAAAUAGCCUACAUGUACAUUUAGAUUAAGUUUAGUCUGUAAUUAUUUCGUAUUCAUUGCAAGAAAUGUAGAAUUUAUAUUGAGCUGUAAAAGUGUAAACUAUUGUAUUUAUUAAGUUUUGCAUUCAUUUGGCAGACCUUAUCAUAGUGUAAAUUUAAUUAUUUUAUUGGUACGUGACCGUACGUCAAUAAAAAUGGUACAAAAUAUGUACGCCAUUGUGACAAGUUCAA
Messenger RNA from Patiria miniata (bat star), 8296 nucleotides. Its product is annotated as regulator of telomere elongation helicase 1-like. The transcript is spliced from 33 exons. The record is from RefSeq and is a predicted model, not a curated record. The coding region runs from base 115 to 5670 and encodes 1851 amino acids. Lineage: Eukaryota; Metazoa; Echinodermata; Asteroidea; Valvatida; Asterinidae. Gene Ontology annotation, biological process: negative regulation of t-circle formation; negative regulation of DNA recombination; regulation of double-strand break repair via homologous recombination. Gene Ontology annotation, cellular component: nucleus. Gene Ontology annotation, molecular function: DNA polymerase binding; hydrolase activity, acting on acid anhydrides, in phosphorus-containing anhydrides; DNA binding.